AUGGGGUCGGGAAGCGAAAGGACGUUGUCAAAUGAGAUAGAGGAGGACGAGGACGAUCUCUUUGAUUUCGACUUCCGCCGGCCAAUUGCAAUUGUCAAGGAAGAGGCAAAGGUCGACAUGGGCUCAGCGCAGCUCCAACCUGGAGAUCAUGAUAAAGUGUAUGUUGCAGUGGGCAAGAACCAUUGGAGCAUGGAUGCUCUUCUUUGGACUCUGAAUAACUUGACAAAACCCUCCACUUUUGUUCAUCUUAUUCAUGUCUUUCCAGAAGUUCGAUACAUCCCCACUCCCUUGGGGAAUGUUCCCAAGGGCCAGGUGAAAACGGAGAUGGUGGAGGCCUAUGUGAACCAAGUCAGAAUGUAUCGAAGAGGACUCCUCCAGAAGUUCUUGGAUACCUGCUCUGCUUUCAAGGUAGCUUCAUUCGCAUUAAAAUGA
Messenger RNA from Nelumbo nucifera (sacred lotus), 432 nucleotides. Its product is annotated as U-box domain-containing protein 35-like. The record is from RefSeq and is a predicted model, not a curated record. Lineage: Eukaryota; Viridiplantae; Streptophyta; Magnoliopsida; Proteales; Nelumbonaceae.